AUGGCCGAGAGGGUAGAAGGUCUUUUAAUUCAACAAAUCACCUCGAUCGCGGCGAUACAACGAGUGAUCGUGAAUUAUAAAAAACUCCCGAAAGCUCAAGUUACGUUGGCCAAGGCAAGAAAUCGGAAGGAGCACUUGGAGAAACUGUGGGAUGGAUCCCGUCAAACCCAUAAGUUGCUGCUCCAGUCUACCAAAGCGGAGGACCAAAAGAGCAUCUCCUACUUCAAGGACAACACUUUCCUCGAAGCAGAGGACGCCUUCUUCGAAGCGGCUGACUUCCUCAACGAGGCCAUCGCCCAGCUGGACGUCGGUGGUAAAACCUCAUCUGAACCAAGAUCUCGAAAAAUCGCUUCCCGUUUUUACGCGAAACUGGAGCAACGGCUGUUUAAGCAGCUGAAUCUCGAGUCUCAGUAUCAUGACUUCUUGUCGGAAUAUCUUUCCAUGGGUCACAUGGAACGAGUUGAAGAAGAACAGGCCCUGAAUCUCUCGGCAAUAUACAUCCCUCAUCACCCCGUCGUGCGACUAUCCAGCAGCACGACCAAGCUUAGAGUCGUAUUUAACGCAUCUGCAAAAACUCCAUCAGGAAAGUCGCUAAACGAUCACCUUAUGAUCGGUCCGAAACUGCAGCGAGAUUUAGCGGCUAUUAUCCUGCGCUGGCGAUUGUUUCGUUAUGUGUACACUGCGGACAUCGCGAAGAUGUUCAGACAGAUCUUAAUCAAUCCAGCCGAUGCCGACUAUCAGAGGAUAUUAUGGCGAUCGCACCGAGAUCAACCCAUUUUUUCGUAUCGAUUGCUUACCGUGACGUAUGGUCUCGCCUCCGCGCCUUACCUUGCCAUUAAAGUUUUAGAUCAAUUAGCUCUGGAUGAAGGCAGCAACUUUCCCGCUGCUAUUCCUGUUCUGCAAGAUUCAAUUUAUGUCGACGAUGCCAUUUUCGGUGCGGACGAGAUUCAUACUCUCCGCGAUAUCCGCAACCAAUUAGUCGACCUCAUGCGUCGGGGGGGCUUUCAACUCCGCAAGUGGGCCGCCAACGCGGCCGAAUUAUUCGAAAACAUUUCUAUUGAAGAACAUGAAUCAGCUUCUGAUCGUCCGCUCGGUGAGGACGAGUCUCUGAAGGUUCUUGGGGUUACGUGGACCCCUUCCAAAGAGGCGUUUCAUUUCCAUAUUGACGCUUGCUUACCCGCGAAAUAUACUAAGCGGAGUAUACUGUCGAUCAUCUCAAAUAUAUUCGAUCCUCUAGGAUGGGCCUCCCCCGUGAUUAUUGUGGCAAAAAUAAUGCUUCAAGAGCUUUGGCUCCUAAAGAAAGAUUGGGACGAAGAAAUUCCUAUCGACUUUUGCAAAAAAUGGUACGAGUAUUGCGAGCGUUUACCACAACUCAGUGAAGUAAGGAUGCCUCGCUGGACCGGGGCGCGAAACAGUAAUAUCGCGAUCGAAUUACACGGGUUUGCCGAUGCGUCACAUCGAGCUUACGCUGCCGUGGUUUAUUUAAGAGUCCUCCACUCUUUUUCUGAAGCCCAAGUCGCCCUACUGACGGCAAAAAGUAAAGUAGCCCCGCUCAAAACCGUAAGCAUUCCACGUUUGGAGCUAAACGCGGUUGUAUUGUUAACGCGAUUGCUUGAGUGGACCUUAUCCACCUUAAAGCUCCAAUCCACUAGUAUUUACGGUUGGAUCGACUCUACGGUGGUUUUGGCCUGGCUCAAGCAACAUCCAGCUACUUGGAACACUUUCGUCGCCAAUCGCGUGUCCGAAGUUCAGACCCGCCUUCCGCGAGUGACGUGGAAACACGUAAGAUCUCAAGACAAUCCAGCCGAUUGCGCUUCACGCGGUAUCUGCGCUUCCGACCUUGCGGUUCAUAAGUUGUGGUGGUCCGGACCAGAAUGGUUGUCUCGUCCGUCCGUAUUUUGGCCGGACAUGGAAUCCUCGAAUACUGAUAGACCGGACGCGCGUGAAAUCGCGUUAUCCGAAUCUCGAAAAUCGCAUGUUCACCACGCAUCUCCGCUUUCAGAAUGGGACCUUCCUUCUCAAUUCUCGAGCUGGACUCGACUGUGUAGGGUCACCGCAUACAUAUUACGAUUUACUCAAAGAACGCGCAAACGACUAGUUGCGCUUCCUCCAAAUGCAAGGUCGUUGACCGCUGACGAAAUUCGUGACGCUUCUCUCUUUUGGAUGUCUUACGUUCAAAAACAUCACUUUUCCGCCGAGCUUAAAUUCCUAACCAAUAGCGUGCCGCUUCCAAGGUCCAGCUCACUUAUUUCCUUGCACCCCGUCAUCGGGAGAGACUCACUAAUUCGGCUUGGCGGGCGGCUCGAACACUCCGCCCUCAGCUACGACGAAAAGCAUCCGAUCAUAUUGCCCAAGCACCGAGUUUCCGAGCUUUUAAUUGAUCAUGCGCACAAGCGCACCCUUCACGGAGGCGUUCAAUUGACUCUCCGUGUCCUCAGACAACAAUAUUGGAUAAUAUCCGCGAGGUCCUUAGUUCGCGGGCAUAUACAUCGUUGUGUAACCUGCGUCCGCCAGAGAGCCCAAUCGGCUACUCAGCUGAUGGGCGCUCUUCCAGACGUUCGAGUCAAGCCCUCCGCCCCGUUUUCACAUACCGGGCUCGACUAUGCCGGCCCAAUAAACGUACUUCCAAUUGUCGGUAGAGGUCAAAAAACCAGAAAAUAUUACAUUGCGAUCUUCGUAUGUCUCGCAACUAAAGCCGUGCACCUCGAAUUAGUCGAGGACUGCACCACCUCCGCGUUUCUAGCUGCCCUGAAAAGAUUCGCCAGUCUCCGCGGGGUUCCCUCGUUCUUAUACUCCGAUAACGGUACCAAUUUCCGAGGCGCCGAUCGCGAAUUACGAGAGACCUUCCAUACCUUGAUUUCUGAUUCGACUCUUAAAAAUUUAUUGGCGAACGACGGAAUCACGUGGAAGUUCAUCCCCCCUUCUGCCCCGCAUUUUGGUGAACUCUGGGAGGCGGGAGUAAAAAGUGUUAAGUAUCAUUUGAAACGAGCAGUGGAAGCCCACACUUUGUCUCAGAGCGAAUUCUCCACCGUAUUGUGCCAAGUUGAGGCGUGUUUGAACUCCCGCCCGAUAUCAGCGCUCACCGACGAGCCGACCGACCUGUCUGCGUUGACUCCCGGUCACUUCAUCAUUGGUCGACCUAUUGUAGCGAUUUCCGAGGAAUCUGCCUUGGAAAUUAAUCCGAACAGGCUCGAUCGAUGGCAGCACGUCCAAAGAAUAACCGAGCAGAUCUGA
Osmia bicornis bicornis is the source of this 3234-nucleotide messenger RNA. RefSeq lists its product as uncharacterized. Gene Ontology annotation, biological process: DNA integration. Gene Ontology annotation, molecular function: nucleic acid binding. The transcript is spliced from 2 exons. The record is from RefSeq and is a predicted model, not a curated record. Lineage: Eukaryota; Metazoa; Arthropoda; Insecta; Hymenoptera; Megachilidae. Bases 1 to 3234 code for a protein of 1077 amino acids.